Seriola dumerili (greater amberjack) is the source of this 2951-nucleotide messenger RNA. It is a transcript of the gene irf9, whose product is annotated as interferon regulatory factor 9. Gene Ontology annotation, cellular component: nucleus. Bases 96 to 1412 code for a protein of 438 amino acids. The record is from RefSeq and is a predicted model, not a curated record. Gene Ontology annotation, biological process: regulation of transcription by RNA polymerase II; immune system process. NCBI's taxonomy places the organism in Eukaryota, Metazoa, Chordata, Actinopteri, Carangiformes, Carangidae. The transcript has 10 exons. Gene Ontology annotation, molecular function: RNA polymerase II cis-regulatory region sequence-specific DNA binding; protein binding; DNA-binding transcription factor activity, RNA polymerase II-specific.
UGAAAAGCAGGGGAGCCCGGGCCGCAGAAGCAGAGAGCAGACAGUGUCAGUCCGCACACACCGCGGAGGAAACAAAACCGAGAGUCUUUUGAGUCAUGGCAGCCGGGAGAAUGCGCUCCACUCGCAGACUGCGCUCCUGGAUCGUCGAGCAGGUCAGCAGUGGUAAAUACCCCGGGCUGGUGUGGGACGACGAGGCCAAAACUAUGUUCCGCAUCCCGUGGAAACAUGCGGGGAAACAGGACUUCCGCAAAGACGAGGACGCCGCCAUCUUCAAGGCGUGGGCGGAGUUCAAAGGGAAGCUGACGGAAGGGGGUCAGGACAACCCGGCGUCCUGGAAGACCCGCCUCCGCUGCGCCCUCAACAAGAGCCCCGAGUUUAAGGAGGUGAUGGAACGAGCCCAGCUGGACAUCUCGGAGCCGUACAAGGUUUACCGCCUGGUCCCGUUCAGCGAGCAGGGUUUAGUCGCUCCUGAGAAGAAAUGCAGAGAAAAAACUACGAGGAGGUCGAAAAGGAGGAGCAGCGAGUUGGACAGCGACGACGUCAGUAACGUCAAGCAGAUAAAGACGGAGGAGGAGUUGGCGGUGUCUCAGCUGUGUGUUGAAGACGCUCUGCUGCAGAGCGACAUCAUCAUCCAGGCGGAGGAGCCCGUGCAGUACACCUCCACCGUUCAGAGAGACGUGGUCGACGAGAUCCAGCUGGACGUCCGGAUCGAGGAGACCGUCGCUGAUUCUCAAGGAGACCAGGACUCCUUCAACGUGGAGAUUCACUAUUUAGGACAGGAGGUUCUCAAACGUCAAAUCCAGGGCACCGACGUGCGGAUAACGUACCUGCCGUCCUCCCUCGUCCCCCCGACGCCGGCCGCCCUCAAAGUCAGGUUCCCUCGCAUCCCUCUGCCGGAGCCGCCCUCCACGCUGCCGGCCGGCCAGGAGCUGCAGGCGCUGUUCACCCUGCUGCCCUUCAUGGAGAAAGGCGUGUUGCUGACCUCGGGGAGGCAGGGGGUGUACGGGAAGCGGUUCUGCCAGGGGCGGGUCUUCUGGACGGGGCCGCACACGACCACGCCGGGGCUGCACAAGAUGGAGAGAAACAACGAGCCGGUGCUGCUCUUCAGUAAAGACGUGUUCAAGCAACAGCUGGAUCACUUCCGGUCAAACGGCGGCGAGCCUCCUCAGUGCGGCGUCACUCUGUGUUUCGGAGAAGAGCUGAAUAACACCGAGGACCCGUCCGGAAAACUCAUUAUUGUCAAGAUCACUUUCCCGUGGGCGGAGCAGCAGAUCCAGAACGCUCAGUCCAUCUUCGAGUCCAUCACCAUCCUCCAGUCUCUGGCCAGUCAGUCUCCUCUGGGAGAAAUAACUCUGAACCUGGUCACCGUUCCUUCGCCAACAUCCGACACCAUCACCUGCGGGACCUUCUGAGCACUUUACCCAACAUGGGGGGGUGGGGGGGUUUCAUUCCAAAAAAUAUGACACCCCUCCCCCCACUGUUUAAACCCAGUCUCACAAAAUGAGACCAAGAGGGCUGAGCGAUGUGUCGACAUGUUUAACAUUCACCACUGAAUGAUCGCCGAUGUCAAAAUAAGAGUCUGUGUGCAUCUUAUUACACACCACUCAUCCCUGAACGGAGCCCAAAAUAAAAGCAUAGCACUUAAGACACGUAACUUUUAGGUUAGGUAUUCCAGAGCUUUAACACUUUAUGACCAGAGAUCACAUUGUGAACGCACUGUCCCCUGGAAGUGGAUUUUCACGGCCGGACUUUGGCCCCUGACGUCCCUGAAGAGAUUCGUUGGUGUACUGGAAGCACUACACGUAAACCAACACUCGUCUGUACUCUUUGAGAAGAACUGAGUUAACGUCACGUUUUUAAAUUUCCUCUAAGCCAGAGGUUCAGGAUCCCCUCAACGUUAAAUCAACAGGAUAGAAAAACAACAACAAAAAAAAAACAUGUUUUCAUUGUAAAUUACUGGAUAACUGAAGGUGCUUUUAUGUAUUCAAAGGACAGAAAAACAAAAUAGCGUCACAAGCUAAAGAGGCAGUGAACCACGGCUUGAAUCAGCUCUUAACUGUUUAUACUACAGCACUAUAGAAACCUUUAGAUAUAAAAUAUUCAUUUUACUGUAAAAUAAAAAGGGAAAUAGUUUAAGUGAAGUUGUAGCUGCAAUUAAAAAAAAAGUUCAGUAGAGCAGUAGUCAGAAAUAUCAUGUAUCCUCACCAUAGUUGUAUUUUGUUUUUGUUUUCAUUUUCAUCAUCAUCAUCAUCAUCAUCUACUGAAAUUGAAACUCAAACUCGUUUUUCAUGGAAGGUUUUUGUUCGUGAACACAAGACAUGGAUGUACGUACAGAUGUGGGUUGGUUGUCGGUGUUUUAAUAGAUAAAGUUUCACAUUGUUGAGACGGACAGAACGCCGCGGCCUCCCUCUGAGGCGCUGCGGCUCAGUCAGGACACGUUAAAGGAAAAAUCCAUCUGUGUUAGAAAUCGCUCGUUUCAGUGCAUUUUUUUUUUUUUUUUAUUACAGGAGAAGCUAAUGUUGCAUUUACUGAACCUACUGAAAAACUUGAUUAGUGUUUUGAGAGUUACUAGUUGUUAGUUGUAGAUUACAAGAGGUGGACAAAAGAACAGAAGCAUCUUAUAAUUAAAUACAGCAGCUCUGCAGUAAAUACUGUGCUGAAGCUCAGAGUGUUUGUCUGUGAUGAAGCUUUUAUACUCCUUUUUAUAAUGUGGCAGUUUGGCAAAAAUGUGAAGCAAAUAUCCUGUUAAAUGUCUGUGUUCCUCUUAACACAGCUAGCUGUUUUUGGCAAGAGCUGGCGGAUUUAUAAAAACAUUUCCUCUUGGAAAGUCACAAGAUUAGUUUAGGCAAGAACUCGUGAACUGAAAAUACAAAAGGCAGCUUCACAAGUGAGUCAUGUUAAGUCAAAUAAGCAUGUGCGUGUGUGGCCUCUAUAAAAAAAAAAAAAAAAAA